AGCGCAAGUCGCACCUCUCCCUUCUCCAUUCGGCGGCCGAUCAGUACGGACGUGAGAGUUUUGUUAGCUCGUGCAGUGCUAUUUGAGUAUCCGUUAAAACGCGAUUUAUAAUUGUGUUUUAAGUGUUAGAUUGAGAAGAUAUAAACAAAUAUAGAAUAAAGUAUGGCUGAUCAGGAGAACAAGGACUUCAGCGAAGAUAUCGCCGAUCAAAACUUCGAGCAGAACGGCGAAGCUGAGAACGGCGGCGGGGACGCCGCAGAAAAUGGCCAAGAAUCGCAGGAGGAAAGGUCGACUGGGGGUAAUCAGGAUUCUUUAAAUGAUAGGAAAUUGUUUGUCGGUGGAUUGAGCUGGGAAACUACGGACAAGGAACUGAGGGAUCACUUUGGCAGAUAUGGAGACAUUGAGAGUAUUAAUGUCAAAACAGAUCCUAACACCGGACGGUCGCGAGGGUUUGCCUUCAUUGUUUUUGCAAAGGCGGAAUCGCUCGAUAAGAUCAUGCAAGCUGGAGAUCAUAUAAUCAAUAAUAAGAAAGUUGACCCUAAGAAAGCAAAGGCUAGGCAUGGCAAGAUAUUUGUUGGCGGUCUUUCAACAGAAUUAUCAGAUGAGGAUAUUAAAAAUUUCUUUUCUCAGUUUGGAACGAUCGUAGAAGCAGAAAUGCCAUUUGACAAGACAAAGAAUCAGAGGAAAGGUUUCUGUUUCAUCACUUUCGAAUCUGAACAAGUCGUCAAUGAAUUACUGAAAACUCCCAAGCAGACGAUUAACGGUAAAGAGGUCGAUGUGAAGAAGGCGACACCUAAACCAGACGGUAUGGGUGGUAUGCGAGGCGGUGCCGGAGGUCGCGGUGGCCGUGGCGGUAGGGGAGGCAGAGGACGCGGCUUUGGCGGUCAAGGCGGUUGGGGCCAAGGCGGUUACGGAGGUGGAUACGGCGGUGGAUACGGUCAAGGCGGUUAUGGCGGUGGCUAUGAUGGAUACGGAGGAGGCUACGAUUAUUACGGCGGUGGGUACGGCGGCUAUGGUGGUUACGACUACAGUGGAUACGACGGCUAUGGCUAUGGCGGUGGUAGUUACGAUGGUGGCUACAGUGGUGGGCGCGGUGGUGCACGCGGUAAAGGUUUCCAGUCCUACAACAAAUCUCAUAACUCGUUAAAUCAUCAUUCCAUUAAACCGCGUCACUUUCAGCAAGAUUAUCAACAACGCAGACUACUGCCGCAAAAUAAAAUGGAUCAUCAGGAGUCACGACAAAAACUGUAAUAAUUUCACGUUUUGCGUCUAGCAAUACACAUCUGUAUUAUUGAGGAAACAAAAGCAAAAGAUAUAUGAAUAUAUAUACAUAUACGUGUGUACGUAUGUGUCUGUCAUAUGUAUAUAUGUAUAUGUAUAUAAAUACACGAUGCUUUCUUCCAUCUAUCGUUUACCCUUUUGUACAAAGUGAAAAAUGUUUCAUAUUUCUCAUAUUGGCUCCCGUUCACAUACUUCAUCUUAUUUAUCAUUAAUUUUUUUACCGCUAAUACGUUAUGUCGUUGAACGUAAGGCAGCGUUGCAUCGUAGUAGUAGGUACGUUUAUGAAUUGGUAAUGCUUCAGCGAUAUACUGAACAAAAUUAUUAUUGGGAACGUAUGGAUGAUUAAAUCGACGGUAUGCUGCCUUACGAUUAGAUAUUGUAACGUAAUAAUAUUUUUGUGCAAAUGGGAAAGCAAAGGAUGAUAGGAGAUAAUUUAAAUGCAGAUAUAGGGAAAGAAAAACAACACAUUUCUUAUUCACCAUUUGGGACUGUUGAAAAAUAACUGAUAUGUGUCCCUACUUUUAACAAUAAGAUUAUUUUAAUUUGUUUAUAAAAGCUAAACUUAAUAAGAGAGAAUACAUUAUAGAGGAGUAAGCAGGCAAUGUACUUUUUACACGGCUACGUUAAGACAAAAACUAAGAAUGAAAAGUACCGAUUUGUUUAUAAUGAUUACGUGAAAUGUAAAAUGAGGUAAAAAGAUUAUUGCUUCCUUAUUGGUAAGAGAAAUAGGAUAUAAUAAAAUCAUUUUGUGUACAUAAUAUAUACCGCAUGUUUGUAUUUGUGUUGACCGAUCCUGAUAACUUUAGUUCUCUUUUUGGAAAACGAUAUGUACACAAUGUUACUUUGAAAUAUAGUGAUAAACGUCUAUGCAUUAGAUUUAAAUAAGACUGACACGAGGAUUUAGUGGAUUUAUAUUACGAAACAAUAUUUUGCUGAUUCAACCACAAAAACUUGCAUCGAGAACUAAGAUAUUCUUUAUUUCUAUUUAACGUGCAAGGAUACCUGGUAUAGUCGAUGGGAAAAAUAUAGCGCGACGGUAAAAUUGAUCUGGUGGACCGAAGCGUGCAAUACGAACAUACACUUUUAAAUUUAUUCCAUUCGUAACAGUUAUUUCAUCUUUUCCAUUAUUUAUCUUAUUAAAUCAUGGACAAUUAUUUCCUUUCGAUCAGAUGAAUAUAUUACAGACAGGAUGGUACGGCUUCGGUAAUAGAUGAUCUCGUUAUAUUUCUUCCACCAGCUAUACAUUAUAUUUAUAUACGAUAGUUUCAUUCUAGACAAAAAGGACAUCGUAAUAAGGUUUUUAAAAAUAAAAGAAAAUAUUGUAUUUUUCUCAAGCUCCACACUGUUCUAUGUCAUAAAAGUAUUAUAUUAAACCAAUUAGACAAAACAA
Molecule: messenger RNA, 2671 nt
Organism: Ceratina calcarata
Lineage: Eukaryota; Metazoa; Arthropoda; Insecta; Hymenoptera; Apidae
Gene: sqd
Product: RNA-binding protein squid
Exons: 9
Coding region: 163-1251 (362 amino acids)
Biological process (GO): regulation of translation
Cellular component (GO): nucleoplasm; chromatin
Molecular function (GO): mRNA binding
Source: RefSeq, a predicted model, not a curated record